Molecule: messenger RNA, 3862 nt
Organism: Chelmon rostratus (copperband butterflyfish)
Lineage: Eukaryota; Metazoa; Chordata; Actinopteri; Chaetodontiformes; Chaetodontidae
Gene: lrp10
Product: low density lipoprotein receptor-related protein 10
Exons: 10
Coding region: 145-2559 (804 amino acids)
Cellular component (GO): plasma membrane
Molecular function (GO): protein binding
Source: RefSeq, a predicted model, not a curated record
AUCAGAACUUGUCAACAAGAGAGGCCGACAGACAUGGCAAAGUCUUCCUGAACAAAAUCUCCAAAAAUGGAGCUUCUCUGACCUUUAUUUUACUUUCAGUUUUCUCAAUAAGUUUUAACAUUUUAGAGGAGAAGCAUUACCACAAUGACGGUCACUCACAACCUCUGUGUCCUCCUAGUUUUCACUAUAACAGCAUGCAGCCGUUUUGAGCCUGCCCUCUGCUCUGCCCGCUGUGGGCAUUCCCUCCAAGUCUUAGAUAGUAAAGUGGGAGAGAUAAGGAGUUCUGCUUACCACAGCUGGUCCUACCGCUUCGGCUCUACCUAUGACUGCUGGAUCAUCAAGGGUUUGGAAGGAGAACCUAUCAUUCUCAGCUUUUCCCAGUUCUCAGCACGGUGUAGGAAGGAAUGGGUCUCCAUAAAAUCUUCAGCUGGCGGUGAGCCGGUUGUCCUUUGUGGCUCCAAGUUGCCACUACCAAUGGAGUUCCCAGGAGGAAACAUUACAGUGAUGCACCACUUCCUCCCGCAUCAGUUCCCUGUGUCAUCUUUUCUGUUGAACUAUGCCAGAGACUCCGGGGAAUGCCCAGUAACAUCCUUUGAGUGCCUCGGAGGCCGCUGCCUUCCUCUCUCUUGGCGCUGUAAUGGCCAGGUGGAGUGUCUCGAUGAAGGUGCUGGCCUCGGCACUGAUGAACAGGGCUGUGAUGCAGAAAUGGAAACCCCAGAACCCCCAAAGUAUGGCAGCACACAGGAAGAAGGGGCUGAACCAGAGUCGAACAUAGAGAACCAUGACAAGGACUUGGAGAGACGCAAGACUGUAGAUAAGACUCUUGAGAGAGAUACUGAUUCUGAUCUGUGGGCGCUGCUGAAGGAGAGGGCGGAGGAGGAGGCCCAGGUGGAUCAGGAGCAGCCUCAGACUCACAGGGAGCUCGCUGUGACACCCACUCCCAUUGAGUGGCCCUGCGGAGGCCUACUCCAGACUUUCUAUGGGACCUUCUCCCCUCCAGCCAUCCGGGGACCCGCACUGUUCUGUGUCUGGACUCUGGACCCUCAGGACUCAAGGCCACUGAGACUGGACCUGCAGCAGCUGGUGCUGGGGCCUGGGGAUAGACUCACCGUGUACAACAGAGAGCAAGGCAAAGGCGACGUUAUAAAAAUUAUCACCAGCACGUCCAAUUACAAAUCAGUUCAAGUUGAAUCCCAUACUGGCCUGCUGUCGUUGACCUAUGAGACUCUUCCUGGCUCGGAGGGGAGCGGCUUCAACGCCACAUUCCACGUUGGGACUUACUGCCCCCCCUGGGAGGGCCGCUGUGGGGGAGCAGCAGGAGGUUGCUUUACCCAGGAGCAACGCUGUGAUGGGAAAUGGGACUGUCCCGAGACAGGGAAGGACGAGGAGGGUUGCAGGGGCUGCAGUCCAAACCAGUUUGCCUGCGGGGUGGCGGGCCAAAGAGCGGUGGCGUCUAGCCACUUUGCUGGCAGACCGGUGUGCUACCCAGUUACAGAGAGAUGCAACUACCAGCUGUACUGUGCUGAUGGCAGCGACGAGAGGGACUGCACUGUGUGUCAGCCAGGGACCUUUCAUUGUGACAGCGACAGGUGUGUGUUUGAGAGCUGGCGCUGCGACGGCCAGGUGGACUGUAAGGACGGGACAGACGAGCUGAACUGCACCGUCAUCCUGCCCCGCAAGGUCAUCACUGCGGCAACGGUGGGCAGCCUGGUCUGUGGGCUUCUACUGGUCAUCGCCAUGGGCUGCACCUGUAAACUGUACUCGCUCCGGACCAGGGAGUACAGCUUGUUUGCGCCAAUCAGCCGCCAGGAAGCCGAGCUGAUCCAGCAACAGGCCCCUCCUUCGUACGGUCAGCUGAUUGCUCAGGGCAUCAUCCCCCCAGUGGAGGACUUCCCCACAGAAAACCCCAACGAGACUUCGUCUCUUUCCCUGAGGGGAAUUCUCCAGCUCCUCCGUCAGGACGCCGCCAACUCCCCGCACCGCAGACGCAGGCCCCGAUUUGUCCGCCGUGCUGUUCGCCGCAUGAGGAGGUGGGGCCUAAUCCCAAGACCUCCCUCCAGGCCGAGCCAGGCGUCAAGCUCCAGCCAGCAGCAGUCGGACGCCGCUCCCUCUGGCCAGGAACCGGCUCACUCCGCUCCCGCGAGCUCCUCGUCGGCUGUGGAGGCGGUCAACCAGCCGGUGCCUCAGAAACUUGGCCUGUUGGCCCAUUCGGAGCAGCAGCAGCAACAGCAGCAGCAGGGAGCACCACCUCCUCUAGUGCCGCAGCCUGUCGCAUCCCCACCUCCACCACCAUACGCUCCCCCAACUCCACCCUCGGUCACUCCCCUCACUCCUCCCGUUGCCGUCCCCCCGAGCAGCCCCUCUCUGGCUUCCAUCUUCCACACGCUGGGCCUGAGCAUCUCCCUCUUCAGAGCCUCGCCCUCUUCCUCCACCAACUCCAUGCCCCUCUCCGCCUCCCCUUCUUUCUCCUCCUCCUCGUCCUCCUCAGAUGACGAGGUGCUGCUUAUCCCCCUGUCUGAAGACACCACUUCAGAGGAUGACGUACCCAUGCUCACCUGAAUGACUUCCCCACCCCCGGAACCCCCACACCCCUCUCUUAUCUACUCACUGAUAAUAACUGAAACCCAGUCUUUCCACAUUUGUUUGAACUUAAGCACAGGAGUGGCCCACGGCGAGACUCACCCUCACUGUGCAAGUCUGGUGCCUUUUGAAAUCGCUUUGAGUUGGAUUUGUUGACUUAUGGAAUCAAGUAUUUGAUUUUUUUUUUUUCCGAUUUUUUUUUAAAAAAGACCUCCUUGAGAAAGUUUUAGACAAACAGCAUGGCUGAUGUAUGGUUGAGAGUAAAUGUAGGUGAGUAUUGUGCACUUAAUGAAUGCUAGGCUGCACAUCGAAGGUAAACUUUUGCACAGAAGAAUCUUCCCUAUCCAGAUACUGAGGCAGGCUACUGUCAGGUUGAAUGAUAGAAAACAUGAUAGAAAAUGUUGUGUUUGUAUGACUGCAACUGUGUGAAUGCAUUUGCAUUUCAGUCUUUCAUUGACAGUGGAGUAUGUUUGUAGAUGUGGACGGUCUCCACAUACUUCUGCCACUAGCAUCCAGUCUCAUGUUAUAUCACAGAUAACUCUAAAAGAAGACUCAUUUCCCCUAUUUAAGUGCCUUUUGAGGAGUUUCCUGUAGAUGGCUUGAGGAGAUUUCGAUGAUUCCCGAGAUGCACACUGUACACCAAAACACACCGAGGCACGUUUUUCUCACAUCACGGCACACAUCGACACAUCAGUGGCUUUAUUAUAACGUGAAAAAAAAAUGCAUGUCUACUCUGCAAGCUGGCAAUAACUUUCUGGGACCCCUAUUUUAGCGCACAUUGAUUGCAACAUAACUGCGUGUUUUGAGUACACACACGUGUACCCUUCCCAAGUGAAUGUAUGUAAUCUACAAAUGUGUCAACAGACAAUCUCUUUGGUGCCUGACUUUAGGGUGUUUGUGUGUGUGUGGUUGUGUGCACAGGAAGAUGAGGUGCCCUAGUGAUGAAAGGGGCCCCGAAUUCACAAAGCAACCUCAACUUGAAUCUUCAACCCUUGAGGGGAAUCGAUCGCAUUCUGUCACAUUUUGACACAACAGACUUGUGGUGUGCCAUUUGUAUUAUUGUACAUUUUAUGGUGUUUUUAUUUGAGCUUACUUCCUUUUUUCUCUCUAAGUUCUCUUUUGCUUUGUUGAAUGUAUUAGGGUCGACGUGGAGUAGCCAGAAGUUUUUAAAUUUGCAAUGUAAUGAGUUAAAUAAGAGAGAAAGUGAUUUUAUGGUUUGUUAGGGUCAACUUCACUGUAUAUAAGUAAAAAAAUGUGGCUGAGAUUAAACGAUUUGCACUUU